AAGCGAAGGAGGUCGGAGAGUCGAUAGCGAGAGGGAAGCCCUUUGCUACUUAUCCUGCAGGAAUAUCGGGGUCUGGACAUCGCCCGACGAUGGCGGGGGCUAUAAUAGAAAACCUGAGUGGCCGGAAAUUAGGCAUCUUGAUCGGUUUCCUGAUGAUAUGCCAAAUCGCCUGCUUCCUUGUGGGAGGAUUGAUUGCACCUGCACCAUCCUCUGUGAUGUCCAUGUUAGGCACAAAAUGCAUUGACAAGAACUACAAGAACAGUCAGUGGUACUGGAGCCGGGGGAAGCAACCGUGCAGGAGCAUCGGUGACUUCGACAGCCCCAUCGUUGAGGAGCAGAAGAUUAGUGCCAAUGACAUUGUCUUCAGCUUCCAGAUUCCUAUUCCUAAGGAUGGCUACCCCCUGGACUAUUCACGUUGGCAACAGAACCUAAUUGCAAUGCUGCAUCUGGAUAUACUCUAUGACGAUGAGGAUGAAGUGGCACCAGAUGCCGUGAUGACCCUAGAUGCUCGCUUGGGCUAUAGCAAUCGAGGUGAUCCAGAGGGGAAAUGGACAGAAUAUGCCUCGUCAGUUGAGCAACGGCAUUUAGACUGCUCUAUUGAACAGAAAAAGACAGGUUAUAUGUAUAAUUGCUCUCAUGUGCCACUCUUUGAACUAGGAUCUCUGCACCAUGACUUCUAUCUCUUGAAUGUCCGACUGCCAGUGAACAUGGCAGAUACAUCCGAAGAAACUGGUAUGAACACAAAACUCGGCCACAUCCAUGACAUGUGGGUUGCGUUCAUCCACCAAAAUGGAGGGUUCACCAAAGUGUGGGUGUCCCUCAAGACGAUCUUCUUCCCAAUUAUUGUGGCCAUCAUGGUCUGGUUCUGGCGUCGCAUCUCGCAGCUGUCCCGUCCCCCAGCACUCUUAGAGUACAUGCUGAUGGUGCUCGGUGCUGCUCUCACGCUACUGAAUUGCCCACUGGAAUACCUGACCUUAGCUUUUGAUUGCCCAUGGAUGACUGUGGUCAGUGACAUUAGGCAGGGACUUUUCUAUGCCUCGCUGCUCUCAUUCUGGCUUAUCUUUGCUGGUGAACAUCUGAUGAUUGCGGAUGACAUUGAGCGGAACCGCAUUCGUGUCUACUGGCGUCACCUGAGCGCUGUCCUUGGAGGGUGUCUUUGUCUCUUCAUCUUCGAUAUGUGCGAACGGGGAGUGCAGCUGCGCAACCCCUUCUAUUCCAUCUGGGCGACAGAAAUUGGAACUAACCUGGCUCUGGCCUUCAUUAUCUUGGCAGGCGUUUGUGCCGGUCUCUACUUCUGCUUCCUCUCAUACAUGAUAUGGAAGGUGUUCAUGAAUAUUAGCAGCAAACGUCAGUCACUACCAGCAAUGUCUUCAGCACGUCGGCUUCACUAUGAGGGCAUUAUAUAUCGUUUUAAGGUCCUGAUGCUUGCAACUCUCCUGUGUGCAGCAAUGACUGUGAUUGGUUUUAUCCUUGGACAGGUCUCAGAGGGACAGUGGACCUUGGACGAUAACAUCAAGCUGGAAUACACGAGCGGUUUCUUCACUGGGGUUUAUGGCAUGUGGAAUAUCUACACCUUUGCCCUCAUUUGCCUCUAUGCUCCUUCACAUAAGCGCUGGCCAAAGGAUCAGAACUGGCCCAUAUCAGACUCCUGUGGUCUAGCCUCAAUUCACGGAGCACUUUUGGCACGAGAUACGCAGAGCAGCACCGGGGAAGAGAUCGAAUUCAGUCGCCUGGCCACAGAACCAUCAGAAAUGUCAUCCCUUACUGCCUUCACCAAGAAGUCUGCGACUGACUAAAAUUUCUUGUAGGGAAAAAAAAAAAUGGUUGACAGUCACAGCAUUACAUGAAAAUACUCAGAAUCAUGGAAUCUCCUUGAUGAAUAUCAAUUGUGUGUGUAGAUGUACUAUUGUCUGCCUCUUCAAGCUUUUUGUGUGACAAAUAAGCACUUUUCUGUAAGAUUUUUAAAAGUACCUGAAUGCUAUGACACAGUUUUUCACAUCUUUAAUUAGCACAACACAGCCUAUGCUAUUCACAGUAUCAGCAGUUCACUUUUUUAAUUCUGUCUACUUUUCUUUCUCUCUAUUUUAAAUGUCAUUGGGUCAUUGUUUAAAAAUGUACAGAGAACUCAUUGUAAACUCACUUUUUCAAGGGUAUGGAUUGCUUCAGUGGUAUUAUAAAAGUGUACUGAUCAUUAGCUUCCUGAAUGCCUGCUUUUGGAAGAUUUGAAUGAGCUGAUACACAGGAUCAAGUAACAAAGAAUAUCGUCCAUAAAUUAAAUUUUUAUAAAAUAAGAGACUCCAUUUCAUAAAACACUUGGUUGCUUUUUCCUGUGUAUCUCCAGAAUUCGUACUCAGAUAAUGCCUAAGCUAAGGCUAGGGGCCUCUUUUAAGUAUUAAUGUCAGAUGGAUUCUCUCUAUUAAAAAAAUUAGUAUUAGUGUCUGUAUUUGGUGUUUUAGACAUGUAAAAGAUGCUAAUGCUGUAGUACUAGUAUUUGAUAUGUACUUUGUGAUGUGUAGUGACCAUAUAUACACUUUCCUUAUCUCAAUAUAUGUUGUGUUGUCCAUGAUAAUCCAUUUUUUGAAACUAAUGUAUCAUUUGAAGUGAUUGAUAUCAUCUCUUUUGAAGAAAGGAAGAUUGCGACAUGAAGUAAAUAACAUAAGGGGGAAAAGCCUCUUUUCAGGAUGUUGAUUUUUAAUGCACCAACUAAUUGAAACUGCUGAUACAUUACAAGGGAGUGCCACAGUAAGGAAGUUCUAUAAAAUGGCUACCAUGUGUUUUCAUCCUGAGUAUGAAUUGUAGAGCCUCCAUUAAUUCUAAAAACUGAAGAUGAUAUCAGGUGACUUCUGUUGUGUGUCAAAUGAUUUCAGACCAAAUGUUUGAAUGGCAGCUUACAACACUGAACAGCGUAAUUAUGUCUUGUAUUUAUUUUUCUUCAAUAAUGUAUAUAUUUCAUGUUCUAAAUGUCUUAAGUAGAAUGUCUUUAAGAGAAGAGUUCCUUUAUAGAAGUAGAUAAAAUUUGGAAACACAUGUAUUCAAAAAGUUAUUAUUAUUAUUAGCACAUUGGUAAACAUGUAAAUUUUGUAAUGAAAAUGGAAAUAAUACUAACAAGUAUAUUAAAGGAUUGUAAAAAAAAAAUAGCAAGAAAAAUGAAUCCGUGUAUCUGAAAGGCUUGGAUUAAUGGUCUUUAUGCACAAGCUGUGAGACCUGGAUUUCAAGAUGGUAAGCUAUAUUACUCACUCUCGGUUUAUUUUCAGUUCAAGUUAAAGUGCCAACAAAAAAAGUAUGGGAAUCCAUAAUGUUCUGUAUCCUGUAAUUUGCCCAGUCUUUGCAUUGCAUUACACUGAAAAUUCAUUUUCAAAAGGAGAUUGGGAAUAAGGCCGCUGACAAAUAAAAAACUACAUGUGCCAUUCAUAUUUAAGGCUGUAAAUAAAUUGAGAAGUAUCCUCAAAGGAAGAAAUCAUAUUUAGAUACUAAAUCAGACCUCUUUAUUCCAGAGUUAGCACAACUGUUCAGACAGCACUCUUUUUCAGGAAAAACUCUUAUAGAGAGCAGCUAGCAACUUUAAAAA
Penaeus monodon (black tiger shrimp) is the source of this 3568-nucleotide messenger RNA. RefSeq names its product protein wntless-like (gene wls). NCBI's taxonomy places the organism in Eukaryota, Metazoa, Arthropoda, Malacostraca, Decapoda, Penaeidae. The record is from RefSeq and is a predicted model, not a curated record. Gene Ontology annotation, molecular function: Wnt-protein binding. Gene Ontology annotation, biological process: Wnt protein secretion; Wnt signaling pathway; intracellular protein transport. Gene Ontology annotation, cellular component: endomembrane system; organelle membrane.